This is a messenger RNA of Misgurnus anguillicaudatus (oriental weatherfish), 3282 nucleotides long. RefSeq names its product follistatin b (gene fstb). Lineage: Eukaryota; Metazoa; Chordata; Actinopteri; Cypriniformes; Cobitidae. Gene Ontology annotation, biological process: anatomical structure development. The record is from RefSeq and is a predicted model, not a curated record. Gene Ontology annotation, molecular function: protein binding; collagen binding; extracellular matrix binding.
UACACUUUAGUAAUUAAAGUAGUAACUGCAGUAGACAAAAUGCUAAAUGCUUUGUAAGUUGCUUUGGAUAAAAGCGCCGUACUCUACAUUGCUACAAAAUAUACUAAAUAUUUCAGUAUACUAUAGUAUUUACUACAGUUGAUCGGAUAUUACAAAAUACUGUAUACAUUAACAGGUUGUACUAAAGUGUACAACUGUAUCAUGUGGGUUAUUCAGCAGCAGAUUUCCCACACAUUAAGUCAAACGGACCCAAAUGAGUUAUCCAGCCCUACGGAGCCCCCUCAAACUCACACCCAAAUCGUGAUGUUGCUCACGAGGAGAGAAAGUUUCUCGACUCCCAAAUGUCACCUGAUCAAUUUCGGUGGGCAAACUAUUACAAUGCUCUCCCCACCCCCUAUGAACUAUGAAGACCGCCCACCACAGGCAUCCAACUCGAGACCCCAUAUAGAUUUAAAAAGCGAGACGGGAUCCGUGUGUAUGACAGUCACUGAGUGCAAGCAUCGGCACAACAUCUGUCAGUCCGUUCUCCUUCUCUCUCCAACGCGCGUCUCCGUUUAUUCCCGAGGAUGCUACAGAUCCCGCAGCUGCGCCAGGGCGUCAUCGCGCUUCUCAUCUGGUUUGCGCACUUCAUGGAGCAGCAGAAAGUUCAAGCCGGCAACUGCUGGCUUCAACAGGGCAAGAAUGGAAGGUGCCAGGUUUUGUACAUGUCCGGGAUGAGCAGAGAAGACUGCUGCAGGAGCGGUCGAUUGGGCACGGCAUGGACCGAGGAAGAUGUGCCCAAUAACACGCUGUUCAGAUGGCUGAUCUUCAACGGCGGUGCACCCAACUGUAUACCUUGCAAAGAGUCUUGCGACAAUGUGGAUUGUGGUCCUGGAAAGAAGUGCAAGAUGAACAAGAGGAAUAAACCCCGGUGCGUGUGUGCCCCAGACUGCUCCAAUGUCACUUUCAAGGGUCAGGUGUGUGGCUCCGAUGGGAAAACCUACAGGAACGAGUGUGCACUUCUUAGGGCCAAGUGCAAGAGGCAUCCUGACGUGACCGCACAGUACCAGGGAAAAUGCAAAAAGUCCUGCAAUGACGUGCGUUGCCCUGGAAGCUCGACGUGCGUAAUGGACCAGGCCAACAACGCCUACUGCGUAACCUGCAACCGCCAGUGCCCCGAGGUCACCUCUCCGGAGCAGUACCUGUGCGGGAAUGAUGGGAUCAUGUACCACAGCGCCUGCCAUCUUCGAAGAGCCACGUGCAUCCUGGGAAGGUCCAUCGGAGUGGCCUAUGAAGGCAAAUGCAUAGAUGCCAGGUCGUGCAAAGAAAUCAACUGCCGCGAGGGAAAAAAGUGUCUUUGGGAAGAGAAAACGGGCCGGGGACGCUGCUCGACGUGCGAGGACACGUGCCCGGAAAGCCGCCCGGGUGACAGCGUCUGCGCCAGCGACAAUGCCACCUACCCUAGCGAGUGCUCUAUGAGGCAGACCGCCUGCUUGCUGGGUCUCGUCUUGGAAGUCAAACACUCGGGCUCGUGUAACUGUAAGUAGAGGACGCUAAACCUGGAAGCAAAAUCCAGCACCCAUCAGCCCCAUCCCAGCCGUGAGUUCCUUCAUUCAAGCCCCAUCGAAAAUCACACCCCUUUCCACUGCCCAACAAAGGCACCGCAAGGAACACGCCGGAGACUUUGUAUCGUGGCACCGAGUGACUUUCUGAUGCAUUUGGUUAAGACAGUGCAUAUGUUCACUGCGCAUCUAUAGACUCGAAUGAGGUUUGAACCCUAAAUCCGAGGUCAAGUCUGCUGGAAGGAUUCCGAUCUGUAACGGGAGAGAGUUGCUCUUCCGCAUUGGUUACACUGUCUAUGCAUCAGAGGCCGAAAUGUCUAGACUGACGGAAUUGACAAAUCAUGUGGAAGGGGCCAUAGGGACAUAAACUCAGUGUGCUCAGACUGUGAAUCACGUCAUUGUCUCUGCCUAUGGGCUGCCUCUCAAAUGCUCCACGAUCAUCGUGUGAUAUGGUCGAGGAUGUGUGUAUUACGGACAAAGACGAGUGAACCCAGUGCCAUGAUAGUGCUGCAACACUAUUAGAGCAAAAAUGCCACCGGUUUUAAAAUGGGGGGCAAAUAUGUGAAGUCUUUUUUAUAUAUAUAAAUAUAUUUCUGCUAUAUAUUUGAAGUAUUUACUUAAAUGAAAAGUAUGCUGUGUGUGUGCGUGCGUGUCUAUGUGUGUUUGUUUUAAAUGUUUCGAAAAAAAAUAUGCCCUCUUAAAGCCAAAUCUAGGGGGCAAAUAUUGCCUAAUAAUGAAGAAAUUUCACUUUGCAGAACCUUAGCUAACAUCACAACCUGCCGGGCAGUACUUCUUAUCGUCUUUGUGUAAAAGGGACUUCUUUUUUAACAGUUUGGUUCAUUUGUCUAUUUUACGCAGCAUAUGUUGUUGAUAUGAUGUUAUAAUGUUGUGUUUUUUAUGUUAAAAUAUUUAUGCAAGUAUAUAAAAGCCACUUUGUCCUUGAACACGUGAGGAUUUGUUUGUACGUAAAAUGCUUUUUUUUUUUAAUAUAACUUCUUCCUAACUUUGUAAUGUUCGAAGGUAGGCGCAACGAAUCUCAUGCGGAAAAAAUGUGAUUGUUUGCGAUUAUUAUAAACAUGUUUAUACGGUAAAAUGAUUAGUUAGAACAUCGACUAAUGCCUCAAACUAGAACCAUCCUUCGCCGGGCGACUUUGUGUGUGGUAUUGACAAAUCACUUUGCAUUUCCAAAAAAGCUCAACGCUAUAUUUGUUUAUAAGAAGGGAUUAGGUAAUGCUUCUUUGCUUGCUUUUGUUUUAUUUUGUAAAAUAAAAUUAAAUACGAGAAAUUGUCUUCACUAAUCGAAGGCAGAGGCAGGGCGGCAUCCCAUUUCUGUUUGUUUUCAGGCAUAGUCCCCUAAAAUCUCCAUCGUAUGAUGUGACUUCACCACCUCACGUAAACUGCAAAACAUUGCUUUCUGGAAGAAAAAAUGUCUUUUCAAAGUCAUGCAAUGUUUUUUAUUAUUGCAACAGCUAACAUAUUCCCCCAUAGCUCUUUAAGAAAUGGAUGAAGAGGAGGAAAAUGAAGAUUACAUGGAUUAUAAGCAUCUAUCUGUGUUAUUGACUGAAGAAACCAUCACCAACCCCAGGACUUGCACGAGUCAUGUUCAUAUUGUACAUACGUAUUGUACUCUUAUUUAUUUUCCACGGACACGUGGGAGAUGCUUAUUGUUCUAGAUGUUUAUUUAUGCAAUUUUGCCUUUUUAUUUAUACAUUUAUAGUCUGAAUAAAUGAAAUGUCUCUCA